CCUUUCAUAGAAGGAUCUUACUUCUGUUUUGCUAGUUUCUUGUCUUGCUCAUACACCGAAAGGCACGACACUGGCCUGAUAAGGUGAAGCCACCAGCUGCGGGUUUGAUGCCACGAUGGAGAGUUUAACACUGAGCGAUGUCGAGCAGAAAUAUUACUCUGAACUCUUCCUUUCCUGUGAUGUGGAUAACACCAAGAAAGUGGCUUCCAAUGGCAAAGUUCUGGACCUCUUCCGGGCGGCCCAGCUCUCAAACGAAGUGGUCCAUCAGAUUACUGAACUUUGCGGGGCCACGCGCCUCGGUCAUUUCGGUCGGAGUCAGUUCUACAUUGCACUGAAGCUCAUUGCACUGGCCCAGUCUGGACUGCCCCUGCGUGUGGAGAGCCUGAACAGUGUCAGGGAUCUGCCCCUCCCUCGCUUUGUGAUGGGCAAGAACGAGCAGGAGAUGAGGCACGCAGUCAUGUUCGCAGACACAGAGAACCAGGGACCCUAUUUCCCCAGACCUCCAGGUCGAGUGCAAGCCAAAAAAGUGUCAGCGCAUGAGAUGAUUCAGCCCUGUGUGCCCACUGUAGAUCCACAGCCGGACACCACAUCUCCUGUAGUGUCACCGCACCAGUCCCCUCCCACUUCGCCCCAUGCCUGGAGGAAGCACAAACGCCAGGCCAGCGGUGGAAACGUCGACAGACAGCCCUCAGUGCCAGGAGUUGUUUGGCCACAUUUUAGAGAAGCACAGCCAGGACCAGUUACAGGUGAUGGGAUGUGGUCCGCCCAUUCACCCCCUCCUGUCCAGGAAAGUUGGGUCAGCUUUACAGACACGCCCCCCUCCAGCACACUUCCAAUGCAUCCCCCAUCAGCUCAGCCGGAGAGCACAACAGUACGAACUGUGCCAUCUGCAAUGACCACAAAUGAAAUCCAAAGACAGAUCAGUGGUUAUGAUGACCCCUGGAAAAUCACAGAUGAGCAAAGACAGUAUUACAUAAACCAGUUUAAGACCAUUCAGGCUGAUCUCACUGGUUUAAUCCCUGGCUCAGCCGCGAAGGAAUUCUUUACAAAGUCGAAACUGCCUAUUCUAGAACUGUCUCACAUUUGGGAGCUAUCAGAUUUUGAUAAAGAUGGUGCAUUGACCCUGGAUGAGUUCUGUGCUGCUUUUCAUCUUGUGGUCGCUAGGAAAAAUGGUUAUGACCUUCCUGAAAAGCUACCCGAGAGCCUAAUGCCAAAGCUUAUUGACUUGGAUGACUCAGCAGGAGUUCCAGAACCUGCCCCUGAGGUGGGCUUUUCUGCUUCUCCUGUGGAGGUCACUCCAAAUAAGUCUCCUUCCAUGCCUUCCCUGAACCAGAACUGGUCUGAGCUCAAUCAAAGCAAUGAGCAGUGGGAGACUUUUAGCGAACGCUCCUCAAGCUCACAAACUCUGACCCAAUUUGAUUCUAACAUUGCACCAGCUGACCCUGAUACAGCAAUAGUCCACCCUGUGCCCAUUCGUAUGACACCCAGCAAGAUCCACAUGCAAGAGAUGGAGCUCAAGAGAACUGGAAGCGAUCACACACAUCCAACAAGUCCGUUAAUGGCGAAACCACCAGAACUUUCUGAUGAGGCCAAGUUAGCAGCAACUAUUAAGUUUCCUGGUACCACUGUUGGAGAUGGCUAUAGCAGUUCAGAUUCAUUUACAUCUGAUCAAGAGCCCAUUUCCAGUGCUGUGAACAGACAAAGAUCUCACUCUGGCACCUCUCCGGAAGGACUGAAGGUUGUGGCUCCGCCCCCGCCUCCACCCCGCCCCCACGCCUCUCACUCACGCUCCUCCUCUCUAGACAUGAACAGAAACUUUGCUGCUGUCCCUGCAGGUCCGCAGCAGCCGGGUGUAGUUGCCUUUCCCCCAGCAGUGCCUCCCAGACCACUGCCCACACAGACAUCAGUGCCACAUGGUCACCGUUCGGUAGAGGGAGAUGGUCUUCCAGCACAUACCAGCACGUCACCCCAUCAGAUGCCAGAACAGCCCAACUUUGCUGACUUCAGCCAGUUCCAGGCUUUUGCUGUUGACCAGCCGGCAGAUGAUGGAGAGAAUGCAUCUGACAGUGGACAGGCAGAAAGAUGUGCAGAAACCACCGGGACGAUGAAAACAGCAAAGAACGACGUUCAGUCAGAGGAACGAAAUGCAACCACUGUCAACUCUGCCAAAGUAUCCACUCCAUUGGCCCCACCCCCUAAACCCGUUCGUCGAAGACUGAAAUCAGAAGAUGAGCUCAGACCAGAUGUGGAGGACCUUCCGCAAAAGUCUAACGUCAUAGCCACUGUUCUAGCAACCCAGCCCUCAAUUCCACGGUCUAUCGGUAAAGAUAAGAAGGCCAUUCAGGCUUCCAUUAGAAGAAACAAAGAAACGAAUACAGUUUUAGCCAGACUCAACAGUGAAUUACAGCAGCAGCUGAAGGACCUGCUAGAAGAAAGAAUAUCGCUUGAAGUGCAACUGGAACAGCUUAGACCUUUUUCGCAUUUGUAAACAGCGUGUGUGUUCGCUUCAGAUUGAAUGUUUGUGUGUAUGAAAGAGUGAUUACCCCAGUUUUUUCUUUUUCUUUUUUUGAGUGGUCUGUUGGAUCCUCUGGCAGGAUGUCCAUUUCACCCGUCUCCACUCCUCUGCUGACUGUGUGAGAAGAGACACAAUCGCUGCUUCCUCCAGACUGUUCUGUCUCACACAGCCAUUCAGAGGGAUGGGGUCCAGGAACAUUAUCCGUUAUGGCACUUUGAUGAAACAGAAAGUCUGAGUGGUUGUAUGUGUAAUACCCCAGACAUUGCAGGUUAUGUUUAGCGUGUGAGGCAAGAGCCUGACGUCAUGGCCGGCAGGAGGCUGUAAUUCUGGUAAACAUGAAGGAGCCUUUUCCCCUCCUGUUCUCCAGAGUCCCGAGGCAGCUUGUCAUGUUCUUCCAUGUAAGAGGCACCCGUGUGUGCUCAGACAAUCAUGUUAGGCCAUGCACUGGUCAUACAGAGGGGAGAACUGAUUUUUGGGAGAUCAUACUAUUUCAGAAGUACGCUUUAGAAAACUGAUUCUGACAGGCACUUGUUAAAGGGACAGUUCACUCAAAAAUUACAAUU
This is a messenger RNA of Sinocyclocheilus rhinocerous, 3078 nucleotides long. RefSeq names its product RALBP1 associated Eps domain containing 1 (gene reps1). Gene Ontology annotation, cellular component: plasma membrane; cytoplasm. The transcript is spliced from 20 exons. Lineage: Eukaryota; Metazoa; Chordata; Actinopteri; Cypriniformes; Cyprinidae. Gene Ontology annotation, biological process: endosomal transport; endocytosis. The record is from RefSeq and is a predicted model, not a curated record. Bases 116 to 2488 code for a protein of 790 amino acids. Gene Ontology annotation, molecular function: protein binding; calcium ion binding.